Molecule: messenger RNA, 2687 nt
Organism: Aphanomyces astaci
Lineage: Eukaryota; Oomycota; Saprolegniomycetes; Saprolegniales; Verrucalvaceae
Exons: 1
Coding region: 1089-1736 (215 amino acids)
Source: RefSeq, a predicted model, not a curated record
GUAGUAGUAGUACUAGUAGUACUAUUCGCCCAUGGAUUGGCAACCAACCCCGCAUACCAUUCAAAGAAGAACGUGACAGUGUCGGCAUUUGCCGCCUGGAUAUACGCAUGCAGGCGCGGCGCGGGCGCGACCACGGCCAUGCCUUGGAGAAACUCGAACGCAAACACAAUAUCCACGACGAGCUCUCGGGUCAUGGGAUGGCUUGUGUCGUACGACGCCACCAACGGUACGAGCACGCCCGUGGUCCACGUUUGUUUUUCAUUCUGAUCCAUGAAUGGAACUAGCGCGGGUACGAGGGAUAGCAGCGCCGGCGUGCGGUCGCCGGCUAGCAACAUGCGGCGAAGGGCGUGGCGGAUCGAUGGCUGGGCCGUCCACGGCUCGCCAUGUUGACCAUCUUCAAGAAGAUCUUGGCCGCGGCGGAAGCGCUCGACGGCAUGCAGCAUGGCCACAAGCGCAUUGGAAUGGUACUGGGUAUCGUUGUUGUGUGAGUUGGCAUUGUGGCUAGUGUCACCUUGAACAAUCCAUUCGCUUGAGAGCUGGUCCACGAGGCUCACGUCAGCGUAAAACAGAUCGAGCACGCUAAACCCUGUCGCAUGAAUUUGGUCGGUCGUGUACCCGCGAUGGCGGACCAGCACAGCGUGCAUCAUCUCUAGCAGCAACUGACCACCACCCGAUUCCACGGCUUGGUUCAGCUCUUCCGAAUACGCCAAUAAGGUCGUGGCGGCGACGAGUUUCUCAUCCAAGUCGUUCAAAUCCCCACGGGCACUUGGUGGCAGCACAGAAACCAACCCCGUGGACGUGAUGAACCGGAUAAAAUGACGGUAUCGCGUACAUUUCUCAUGUAGUUGGUACUUGAUCAGGUGCGGCGCCAGCGACGACGUGUCCUCCCCCCCCCGUCCUCCCCAGUGGAGCCCCGUCGCAGGUUUGGCAUCGACAAUCUCGAGGCCGACGUCGACCACCGCCUGGGCUAGCCGGUCCCCGCCAGGGGGACAGUUGAUCUUGACGGUAGAUGCAUUGUGGACGGCGGCGGUGACGUCGAAUUGCUGGAAGUGAUUCAGUACAAGCAUCUUGCACUCGGCCAAACUGCGAUGCUGUUGCGAAUAAUCGAGCCACACACGAGGGUUGAUGUCGGAAGUAGGCGAUACUUUGUAUCGUUUGGGGUCGGGAGCGUUGUCCUCGGCGGCGGCUGGCGGCGAUGGCGCGCGAUGUGUCCACUCGAACGACCGGAGCUGCCGCACCGAUCCCGUCGACAUGUACAGCAGCGACUGAUGCAGUACCCCGACGCCCGUGGACACGGACACAACCGGCAUCGCAUGGACAUGGAGCGGCAAGUGUGGAAGCCGCGGCACGGAGAUGGCAAACACGACCGACGGCGUCACCACGUACAGGCUUUGGUCGUCCACGGGCACGCUUUGGACGCCGUCGAACGAGGCCACGGCGCCGAUGCGGGCGGACCGACGGUACCGCGGCGGGUCCGCCAUGGACGCGGUAAACUCAAACAAGUACAGCACGACCCCGUUGUUGUCGUUGGCGCCAGUUUGAAAGCCCACAAGCACAGACACAUGGCUGGGUGUGACCAACGGAAUGGACAAACAGCGCGCGUACACCAAGAUGCUGUUGGCUUCGUGCUGGGCAAAGUACUCCAUGAAAAACCCACACAGCUGAAAUGUCCACUGUGGUUCGUACGUCGCGCCUUCGUCCGUACUAGUACUAUAUCGCAGCGCACUGCGCGUUAACGUCGAGUCCACGUGCAGUACGAGCAGUUCCGACGACGUGGGGAUGACCUGUGUGACCAGGAUCGGCGACGGCGUCGAGGACGUGAGGAAGCGCGAGAUGACGUGCGACCACAGGUUGGGCUGACGCGAGCGCAGCUUGGACACGCGCAACGAUGAUCGAUCGUCGUCGUCGAGUUUGAUCUCCCACAAGGUUUGCGUGGACGUGGCCGCGAUGACGGGAAACGCAGCGGGCGACGCGUGGCGGACGGUCUCGGACGGGUCGUCGAAGCGCAGCCGCGUGACGACAGGAACGUCGUGGCUGCUGCUGCGACUGAUAUCGUCCCAGAAGCAAACGCGGCCAUCUACGGUGAUCACCAACGCACAAAUCUGGGUCGCGUUGUGGAACGACGUGGCGGCGACGACGACGUGGUGCUUGCCGCCGUCGUGCAACGGCAGCAUUUCGGGCGGAUACGGCAGGGUUGUCAAGGUCGGCAAGUGCAUCGCGGGACUAUCCUUGCCGUCGAUCGCACGGUGCACGAGAUGCGAGUUCCAUAGCACCAAGUGGGUCGGCCCCAUGACGGCGAAGAACCCGAGCUCGUGGCCAGGCAAAUGCACGCGAUGAAACGUGGCAUGACCUUGGCGAGCAUGUUCCAAGAAUGCACGGGCAUCUCCGUCAGAGUCGUCUAGGUUCUGGAGGAUAUGGUGGGCGUGUGACGAGUCUUCCGACAACACGGUGAGGUCGAUCGAUGCCGACCGAUGUCUGCGUGGAGACAACGGCGAUGUAUGCACCGACACCGUUCGUUUCUUCUCCACCAACGGAGGAGGAGGUGAAGAAGAACGAGCCUGGUGAUUCGUUGAUCCAGCAUGGAAGUGCGUCGAGUUCUUCCGACUAGAUGAGGAGACCUUCGGGCCUGGAACCGCGGACGCGCUUUGUUGCCGCCGCCCAAACAUAUCGUGGUGGUGGGACUUUUG